GCCUCAUGAAAAUAAAUCAUAUGGCCGUGUCACUUUCUCCUUUCAGCAUUUCUUCAUUUAAUGUCAGCGCUAAUGAGGAAAGAGGCAUAUCUUAGUUCCCGUUUGCUAAACGUGGCUUUCCGAUCCGUGCUGCUUUAUUUCCCGACUCUUGACGGCGCGUCGCGGCAGGUUAGCCUGUUAGCGGCUAGCUGCUGCUAACCACAGAGAAACUUCUGAGCAGAGGAUGGAACAAAGUGUUUCUGCAGACAUGACUGAAGUUCUGAGACUGAUUGCUGCAGCUACGCUCACUUUCCACCCCGACGUCUUUUUCCAGGGGACUCCUUGCCGCUGUCGUCGCUGCGCCUCCUGGUCUCUCCCCUGCAGCUCAUGACGGCGUCCAUGUGGCAGGUGCUGAAGAGCCGAGACGUGAUGAGCUUCUGGAAGGUGGCGGAUUUUGUGUCGCUGGUGGUGGACAUGGUCCCAGAGCUGCUGCUGCACAAACACCAGACCCAGCUGAGCUUGGGCCUGAGAGCUCCAUUUGUUCUGGAGCUGUGCCGAAGUGAAGCGCUCAUAAAAUCUGAGUUUAUCUCUCCGUACCUGCAAAGGAUCAAAUCCACCCUGACCAAUCUUCAUGAAUCGGAGGAGGAAGAAUUGAUAUCAAACUUCCUGGAGAUGGUUCAGACUCUGCUCAAAGAUCCUGAAGAGAGACGCAUAUUUUUCCUGGAGGUCUUCCCUGCAGAGUAUGGACUCGAGUACCACACUGAUUUGCAGAUGCUGUUUUGGGAAUUCCUCUGUCGACUGGCUCAGCUGUUGCCGGUUCCAGAUCUUCAGCAGACUGUGUGCUGGCUUGCAGCUGAAUGCCCCGUGUUGGAGGAUUGCGUCCAAUCCGUCUCCCAGCCGACAGACCUGAAAAAUCUGCUGCAGCACCACAAAAACCUCGGUCAUUUAGAUCAACACGUUCCACCUUCCAGCAUGGGCGACAGCGUUCUCUCCUGGCUGUCUGCGGUUCUCCACAGCAAAUUGGGAGCAGCUGCGGAGCAGCCGGGCCUCCCAGAGCCGCCGCAGAGCGCCGGUGAGGACGCACACACUCUGCCAUUCAUGGACGACGUCGCAGUGGAAAUAAUUGCGGUGACCGACUACACGGAGAUGGAACUGGGCACCGACAUCGAGGUGGUGAUGGAAGACGGCUGCUUCGAAGGGACGGACGUUCACACAGCGGUGGAGGAGGUCAGGGUCGAGGGAGGAGAAGAAGAAGAAACGCACGUUCAAGUGAGCAGUGACGACUCGGCGUCUGUGAAAUGUAAAAACCCUGCGGGACCUCACGACUGCCCGGACUGCGACAAGAAGUUCCGCUUUGCGUCUUCGCUCAUCGCCCACCGGGUGAUCCACACCGGCGAGCGGCCGCACCGCUGCUCCGACUGCGGCCGCUGCUUCUCCUUCAGGCAGUCCCUGGACCGGCACCGGCGCACGCACACGGCGCAGCGCCGCUACGACUGCGCCGUCUGCGGGGAGAGCUUCCCCUCCCUCUCCGCCCGCAACAAGCACAAGCUGGCGCACGAGCGGCGAGGCGUGUACGAGUGCCACCGGUGCGGCAGGACGUUCAGCUGGGAGCCGGCUCUGGCAAGGCACCUGAAGACUCACACCGACGCCCCGAGCGAGGGCGGGGAGUCCGGCGCGGGAGGCGAGGAUCGGAGCGGCCUCACCUCCGAGUCCAGAGACCCGAUCGCCGAACCGUGCGGCAGCGCCGAGGUCCGCACCAGCGGCAGGAAACGCCGGCCCACCCUGAAGAUUCAGGUCAUCAACUUACAGAAACACAUGGCCACGAGGAAACGGAAGGAGGGCUCCUCGGAAAGCAGCCCGGCUCUGAAGCCCGUGCCUUUCAACCGAGUUGAACACUCCUACGGAUCACAGAUUGUCUCGUCAAAGGAAGGUGAUGGAAAUCGCUCCACGCCGGCCUUCUCCUGCCCUCAGUGCUCCUACCAGCACCCGGAGGAGGUGCAGGUCCAGCGUCACAUCGACGAGGUCCACCGCGGCGAGGCGGCGGCCGACCAGGCCCGCCCGGACGAGGAGGGGCGGUUCGCCUGCGGCGCUUGCGACCGCAGCUUCAGGUUCCGGUCCCUCCUGCAGGCCCACCGGCGCAGCCACACCGGCGAGCAGCCCUUCAGCUGCGCCCAGUGCGGCCAGCGCUUCUCCUUCAAGCAGUCGCUGGAGAGGCACCGGCGAACGCACGCGCCGGGACGCAAGUACGACUGCCCGGUGUGCGGGGAGAGCUUCGGGUCGCCGGCGGCCCAGAGGCAGCACGGCGCCGCCGCCCACAUGGAGAACGGCGAGUACCUGUGCUCGGAGUGCGGCCGGGCGUUCGCCUGGAAGUCGGCGCUGGUGAGGCACCUGAAGACGCACGACGGCGCGCACGGCGGCCGGGCGGCGCAGGCCUUCCCGUGCCCCCGCUGCGACCUGCGCUUCAGCUGCAGCAGCUACCUGAACCGGCACCUGCAGACGCACCGGGAGGAGCGCGUGCACGCCUGCAGCUGCGGCAAGAGCUUCGCCUACCGCGCCGCGCUCACGGCGCACCAGCGCAUCCACCAGCGGGAGCGGCCGCACGCCUGCGCGCAGUGCGGCAAGGGCUUCCUGUACCGGGGCGGCCUGCUGAGCCACAUGAAGAUCCACUCGGAGGAGAUGCCCUUCAUGUGCUCCUUCUGCGGGAAGAGCUUCAAGCGGGAGCGCAACAUGAAGAAGCACGAGCGCUGCCACACGCGCGAGAACGUCUUCCGCUGCUCGCAGUGCGACAAGAGCUUCGUCUACAAGGCCACGCUGGUGCGGCACGAGCUGACGCACUCGGGCGAGCGGCCCUUCCUCUGCUCCGACUGCGGCAAGGGCUUCUUCUCGCACGCCGAGCUGCUGAAGCACGAGCGCUUUCACACGGGCCACAAGCCCUUCCAGUGCCCGCACUGCGGCAAGCGCUUCACCCAGUCCUGCUACCUGACCGUGCACCUGCGCUACCACACCGGCGCGCGGCCCUACGCCUGCGCCGAGUGCGACAAGAGCUUCCUGAGCGCCAACCGGCUCAAGAGGCACCAGAGGACGCACUCCGGCGAGCGGCCGUACCUGUGUGUGGAGUGCGGGAAGGGUUUCAGACAGUCGUACAACCUCAAGAUGCACCAGCGCACGCACGUCCUGAAGCUACCCUAGAGUCAGAGUCUGGAGGGAUCUGGGUCUGCAGGUCUCGUUAGACAGAUCCGAUAUUUCCUGUUUGUUUAUUACAGUUGAACAGUGUUAAAUCUCACGGAUCCUCGGUUGAUUCUUUCAGGUCAUCUCUGGGAUUGGAAAUGUCAGCAUUUUGCUUCAAAUACUGUAUUUGUGUUCUGGUAUCGUUCGUCCACCUGUUACCCAGAAUAAAUAUGUAGAGGACUGGAGAUGGAUGAGACUUCAGAAACUCAUUAAACAACU
Messenger RNA from Salarias fasciatus (jewelled blenny), 3426 nucleotides. Its product is annotated as zinc finger protein 135-like. The record is from RefSeq and is a predicted model, not a curated record. Bases 367 to 3168 code for a protein of 933 amino acids. The transcript has 9 exons. NCBI's taxonomy places the organism in Eukaryota, Metazoa, Chordata, Actinopteri, Blenniiformes, Blenniidae.